Messenger RNA from Sitodiplosis mosellana (orange wheat blossom midge), 1289 nucleotides. RefSeq names its product protein lethal(2)essential for life-like. Gene Ontology annotation, biological process: protein refolding; response to heat. Gene Ontology annotation, molecular function: protein folding chaperone. NCBI's taxonomy places the organism in Eukaryota, Metazoa, Arthropoda, Insecta, Diptera, Cecidomyiidae. The transcript has 2 exons. Bases 360 to 896 code for a protein of 178 amino acids. The record is from RefSeq and is a predicted model, not a curated record.
AUUCAGACAGUUGGUGGGCAUGGGAAUAAUUUAUACGUAGCGCUGUUCUGUGUGCUUCUCGGUUUCGGUUGCUCGGAAUAAAUUGGUAUUUGCUGAAAAAUUCAAGGUGAUUUACAAGCCUUUGUAUUUCCGAUGUAUAAAUAUGGUGAAUUAGUUGGCAAUCGUUUAGUCCUCAAUUUGAUUUUGAAUUUCGCGAACGCUUCUCGUGGGAUCCGAUCCGAGUGUAGAUAUUUUUCUCUAUUUCGAGACAACAAUAGACCAUUGAGUUAAACAACGACGACGACCAAAAAAAAUUGUGCGCAAUUUCAAACGGUUCUUGUGAAUUCAAGUGAAAAGAAAAAGUUUUGAAGAUAAAAAAAAUGGCUUUGGUUCCAUAUGAAAGCAGAAUUGCUGAAUACAAGGAUUGGUUGGAGGCGAAACGUCGUUGGAACGAUGAUGUAUGGGCGAAUGAUUGGAUUUGGCCAUCACCAGCCGCCUGGGCUAAUUAUCGUUCGUUGUGCACACCAAAUGGAUACCUGCGUCCAUGGGUGGACUCAUACUAUGGUGAUUUGAAUUGCGUUGAACGUGAUGUCAAAGUUACGAAAGAUGUGUUUCAAGUUCAACUCGAUGUGCGCCACUUUAAAUCGUACGAAAUCGAUGUGAGAGUGGUUGGAAAUGCGAUUGUGAUCAAGGGAAAGCACGACAAACGUCCCAAAGUCAAUGGUUACAUUGAACGACAGUUUGAACGCAAGUACGACUUGUCAAAUGACUUCCGAAUCCGUGACGUAACAUCAUCGUUGUCAACCGAUGGCGUUCUAACUGUCAAGGCCUAUCCCACAAUACCACCACCGACACUUGCCUACAUUCGAAAUAUUCCAACAUACCAAUCCUUCCGACCAUCAUACUUGGAAAAUUAAGAAAACAACAACAACAAUCCAACAAAAUCAACCAACGCUGAUUACAGUGCAAACAGUGUACGUGCCCGUGGACGUCGUCUCGAAUUAAAGAAAAUAUGCACACAUACACACACACACAAAUCUAUUAACAUUUUGAUUUUUCGCUAAUAAUUACAAUUGAGAGAUAAUUCUUUUUUUUUACUAUAACAGAGCGUUUUUGUUAUGUUUUUUUUGUUGUUGUUGAUCUAUUUCGUUUUGUCACAAUAUACAAAAGUCAAAUUGGGCUCUUACUAAUCAAGAUUUCAAAAUCGCCUACGCGUUGAGACAUGAACGAUUCUAAUUAAAUGUGCUUUUUUUUGUUUAAACAAGUUUUAUUAAUCGAUUCAAAUAAAAUAAUUGCAAUCAAAACGACAA